AUGCACGUGUGCGGACGCAGCGACGGCUGGGCGCUCACGCAAGGCUGCCGAGAAGGCCAACUACCCUACCCUGAAGCAGAGGCUCGAGUCCGCAAAUCGGCGGAGCAGGCCGCAGAGGAGGAGCGACAACUGUUGUUGGCGCGAGAGCGAGUCCUGCGCGCCGAUCUGAAGAAGGAGCUUGGGGAGGAGCAGCGACGUAGAAUCGAGGCGGAGCAACGGGCGCAAGCAGCGAUCGCACGCGAGCAGGCCUCGGAGCAUCAGAGGCAGCAGCAGAGGGCUGCUGAUGGAGAGGCGGUGGCGAACGUCCUGACCCAGCUGGGAAACUUGCGGUUGGAGAAAAAAAUGCUACAGNAGGAGCUUGGGGAGGAGCAGCGACGUAGAAUCGAGGCGGAGCAACGGGCGGAAGCAGCGAUCGCACGCGAGCAGGCCUCGGAGAAUCAGAGGCAGCAGCAGAGGGCUGCUGAUGGAGAGGCGGUGGCGAACGUCCUGACCCAGCUGGGAAACUUGCGGUUGGAGAAAAAAAUGCUACAGGAUCAACAGCGCGAGAUGGUUGAGAUUUUUUGUCCACAAGCGGCAAGCGUGAUGGCGGUGCAGCAACAGCAGUACAACGGGAAUCCGCUGCUUUCCGCGAAAGACCAGCUCAUCCGCACCCGGAUGGAGGUAGAGCACGCGAGGAGGGAGCUGAAGGCGGCGUCGGCGUGGGGAAGGGUUGCCGAGACGAGAAAUGCUAAUUUGAGGAAAAAGGUGCGUGCGUAUGUGAUACGCACGUGUGUCUUUGCCCUCGUGUGUUGGCUUUGCUGUUGUUCCCUUCUAGUGCGACUACUUCGUAUGCCUCCGAGUCCUACAGGUUGAUAGAACCAACAUAAGCAGGACGAUACCAAGAGAGGCAGGCGAAGCUGCAUGCAGCUGCUAUCAUCGACAGACUUGGUGUUGAGAGCGAGAAAAUACAGCAGGAGCAGCAGCAGCGCGCAUUUUUUUUGUUUUCCCGCUCUUACAACCCUCCUGCUGUUUGCCCGUUGCCCUUUUUCUUU
Molecule: messenger RNA, 1031 nt
Organism: Ectocarpus sp. CCAP 1310/34
Lineage: Eukaryota; Phaeophyceae; Ectocarpales; Ectocarpaceae
Source: the annotation of a GenBank genome assembly